UAUCAUUUAUCAUCCGGAACAGUUACGCCUACGUCUCCCAAAAUCCAGAAAAGUCCGAAACCCAUAAAUCCAGUUCCUCAGUCUUCCAUCUCCCUGUGGGCGCACACAAAUCCGGAAUGCCCACCAAAAAUUUCCCCCCAGUUUCCUCUAUGGCCAAGUCUCCCCCAACCCCAGUUCUAUAUAUUGAUCUUUGCUUCAAUUUCAGAUGUAGCAGCUUAUCGGAAUCGGGGUUUGAUUCUUCUGAAGCUUAUUCGUUCUUUAAUGGCGGUGUCGAAAGGGAAAUACGUCAAGUUUCAGGCCCGGAAAUGGUCCACAUUCAAGCUUUCCAAGAUAAUCAUGGCCUUCCUUUUGGCACUUGGGGUUUCCAUGCUCAUCGCUUUCCGAUUCUUCUCUCCUCCUGAAAGUUCUCAUAGCAAUCUACUACACCGUGUCGCUUCCGUCCAGCAUAGAGCCGUUCAUAGUGAUGGGUUGGGGAAGAGAGGGGAUCAGUGGGUUGAGUUCAUUUCGUGGGAGCCUAGGGCUUUUGUUUAUCACAAUUUCUUGUCCAAGGAAGAAUGCUUGUAUUUGAUUAGUCUUGCAAAACCUCACAUGGCUAAAUCAACUGUGGUGGAUAAUAAAACUGGGAAGAGUAUAGAUAGCAGGGUGCGCACCAGUUCAGGGAUGUUUCUGAAAAGAGGGCAGAACAAAAUUGUCAGCAACAUAGAGAAAAGAAUAGCAGAUUUUACAUUCAUUCCCGUAGAGCAUGGAGAAGCACUUCAAAUUCUGCACUAUGAAGUCGGGCAGAAGUAUGAUGCUCACCAUGAUUACUUUGCUGAUGAGUUCAACAUCAAACAAGGAGGCCAAAGAAUGGCCACCCUUCUCAUGUAUCUGUCAGACGUCGAAGAAGGGGGCGAGACAGUGUUCCCAGCAGCCGAAGGCAACUUCAGCUCGUUGCCUGGGUGGAAUGAACUGUCUGAAUGUGGUAAAGGUGGACUCUCUGUAAAACCAAAGAUGGGUGAUGCAUUAUUGUUCUGGAGCAUGAAGCCUGAUAAUACCGUAGAUCCUACAAGUUUGCAUGGUGCUUGCCCUGUCAUAAGAGGGAACAAAUGGUCAUGUACAAAGUGGAUGCGUGUUAAUGAAUACUAAUUCCAAGGGUGGAAUGAAGGUAUACAUUUGUUAGAGGAGAAGAGAAGAAGACUUGAUUCUUAUGUUUCAAUAUUUUUUGUUCUUAGUUCAUUACUCACCUUUCUUAAAAAUUACAUUUUUUUUUAGGAAUUACAUAUUUAGUUGUAUAGUUACUUAUAUACUAUACUCAAACAGAAAAGUUGAGUUUUAGUGUACUUCUUGUUCCAAGCCUCGCUUGAUUUUGUUUCGAUUUGGUCGGUUGCCAAUUUGAGCACAACGUGUCUAAUACAUUUGUUUGAACUUUCGAGCCAAAAACGUUUC
Molecule: messenger RNA, 1425 nt
Organism: Cucurbita moschata (crookneck pumpkin)
Lineage: Eukaryota; Viridiplantae; Streptophyta; Magnoliopsida; Cucurbitales; Cucurbitaceae
Product: probable prolyl 4-hydroxylase 3
Exons: 8
Coding region: 262-1125 (287 amino acids)
Biological process (GO): peptidyl-proline hydroxylation to 4-hydroxy-L-proline
Cellular component (GO): endoplasmic reticulum
Molecular function (GO): iron ion binding; procollagen-proline 4-dioxygenase activity; L-ascorbic acid binding
Source: RefSeq, a predicted model, not a curated record